Molecule: messenger RNA, 2046 nt
Organism: Mytilus trossulus (common blue mussel)
Lineage: Eukaryota; Metazoa; Mollusca; Bivalvia; Mytilida; Mytilidae
Product: heat shock 70 kDa protein 12B-like
Exons: 5
Coding region: 202-1953 (583 amino acids)
Molecular function (GO): ATP-dependent protein folding chaperone; ATP binding
Source: RefSeq, a predicted model, not a curated record
CUGUAACAGUGAAAUCAAUAUUAACACACCUGAUUGAAUUUACCUUCCUAGUUAGCGUACCUUAUCCAGGCGAGAUUACACAGUAAUAAAACAAUAAUGGGAGAUCUUCUUUAAUCUCUUGGACAGCAGAAAAGAUGUAAUACAAACUCUUGUGGGAGGAUCAGAUUACUUGUAUAGGUUGUUUGAUAACAUAAAACAAUAAUGGCUUGUGCAGAAGUUGUGUCAGAACCAUUGUUAGUGGCCGCUAUUGAUUUCGGUACUACCUUUUCUGGAUACGCCUUCCAGACUCGAGCAGACUUCAAGGAGGAUCCACUGAGGAUUCAUGGAUUCAGCUGGACCACUGGGUCAAAUGCUGGACUAUCACUUAAAACUCCAACAUGUGUUUUGUUUGAUCCCGCUCAGAAUUUUUAUUCAUUUGGAAUCGAGGCUGAAGACAAAUACACAGAGCUUGCACAAGAAGAGGACCACGCAAACUGGUACUACUUCCGUCGAUUUAAAAUGAACUUAUACAAAUGCCAGGAAAUUCCACGUGACUUAAUGUUAGAAGAUGACAAAGGUAAACUUCUCCCAGCAAUGAAAGUGAUAUCGGAAAGUAUCAAAUUUAUGAGGGAACAUUUAAUGAGGACCCUUAGUAAGAAAGGACAGGAUGUGAUAAGACCUACCGAGAUUAACUGGGUCCUUACUGUCCCUGCCAUAUGGAGCGACGCUGCUAAACAAUUUAUGAGAGAGGCAGCUGUUAAGGGAGGCAUACCUAACAGUCAGUUAAUGCUUGCCCUUGAACCGGAGGCUGCUUCUAUCUACUGCAAACAUAUCCCUAGUGAGAGAAUGGUUUGUGGUGGGAAAUCAACUUUAGACGCAUUCUCUCCCGGAACCAAAUACCUUAUUCUGGAUGCUGGAGGAGGUACAAUAGAUAUCACUGUACAGGAAGUACAAACUGACGGCACUAUCAAACAACUGUACAUGGCCAAUGGCGGUGAUUGGGGUGGAACCAAAGUGGACGAAGCUUUCGAGGAAUUCUUGGUAGAUUUAUUAGGAGCACCAGCCAUUUCCCGCUUCCGAGAGGACGAUAAAGCGGGACAUCUUGAUCUCCUCAGAGAGUUUGAAAUUAAGAAGCGAAGCAUUAAACCAGACUCGUCUUCGAAGGUAACAUUCAAAGUACCAAUAUCUUUAAAAGACGCACACGAAAAGGAAACCGGACAAGAUUUGAAGGAAUCUAUGUCAAGGUCAACAAAACGUGUUGCAUGGGUUGGUGACAAGCUUCGAAUGGAAGCAGAUUCGGCAAGAGAACUGUUUAAAUCACCAUGUAACUACAUUACGGAACAUUUGGAAGAAAUAUUUGGUGACCCGAAAGUAAGAGGAACAAAUAUAAUAUUAAUGGUGGGAGGAUUUUCCGAUUCACCCAUGUUACGUGAUGCAGUGGAAAGCGCGUUCCCGGGGAAAAUCAUCAUCAUUCCAGAUGAAGCUGGAUUGGCGGUACUGAAGGGAGCAGUCCAAUUCGGUUUCGAACCCAGAAUAAUUUCUUCUAGAAUAUGUAAAGCAACGUACGGAGUUAAGACUAAUUCGCCUUUCAAAGAAGGAGUAGACCCAGAUGAUAAGAAAGUGAUAGAAGAAGGCGACGUCUUAUGUUCUGAUCGUUUUGAUAGGCACGUAGAAAUCGGACAGCCUGCUGGAUUAGAUGAAGAGUUUGGGGAACAAGUUUACGUACCCUGCCGUUCAAAUCAAACAGCGAUGAGAGUAGAAAUUUGGACAUCAUUACAUAAAAAUCCAAGAUAUACCACUGACCCUGGUUGUAUGUAUCAUGGUGAAUUAAAUGUCCAAAUGCCCGACACCACAGGGGGAAAGAACCGUAAAGUAGGCGUUAAAAUGAUUUUUGGGAGAACCGAGCUGCAGGUGCGCGCUGUCAACAAAGCAACAGGAGAGGAAACAAAGGCUGAAUUUGACUUUUUGCGAUGAAUUUUAUUAAACACUUGAACGGAUUAUAUUUACAUUUAUCGUUUUGGUAGAAACACAAUUGUAGAACUAUUACUAUUAAAAAAGUAAAUCUUA